AUGAAGAAUCUGUUGUGGUGUGCGGCGAAAAGAUAUCUUCCAACAAUGACUCAGCUUCAAUCGAAGAGAGUGAAUGUAAACCCUAUCUGUCCGGUCUGUUCUAUGGCUCCUGAAACCAUUGGACACUCUCUCUUAUCUUGUCCAGUUGCAGCAGUAGUAUGGGAUCAGGGGGAUGGGGUGGAGCAAUGGUGUGUUCCAAGCAGUAAUAAUAUUAAGGUUAAUGUCGAUGCGGUUAUGUUUGAUGAUAACUCUACCUAUUGUGUUGGGUUUGUGGCGAGAGAUUCCAACGACUUUUUUGUAGAGGGCGGUACAAAAUUGUUCCAUGGUUCGAUCUCUCUUGUGGUGGUCGAAGCAAUUGGGGUCCGGGAGGCGUUGAGUUGGAUCAAAGAUCAUUCGUGGCUCAGUGUGGUUUUAGAAACGGAUUGUCUUUCGGUUGUGCAAGCUAUCCGUAGCUCUGUGGUUAUGCUUUCCUUGUUUGGCCAAGUUGUUAGUGAUUGCAAGGAUUUACUAAGUACUUUGCGUAAUGUUUCUGUUUAUUUUGUAAAACGAUAA
Cannabis sativa is the source of this 552-nucleotide messenger RNA. RefSeq lists its product as uncharacterized. Gene Ontology annotation, molecular function: nucleic acid binding; RNA-DNA hybrid ribonuclease activity. Bases 1 to 552 code for a protein of 183 amino acids. Lineage: Eukaryota; Viridiplantae; Streptophyta; Magnoliopsida; Rosales; Cannabaceae. The transcript is spliced from 2 exons. The record is from RefSeq and is a predicted model, not a curated record.